AUGACUGCUGCGCAUGCGCCCCAAUGUAACAAGAUGGCGGAGAGUGCGGAACUGAAGCAAAUGGUGAUGAGCCUCCGAGUGUCGGAGCUGCAGGUGCUGCUGGGAUACGCCGGCCGUAAUAAGCACGGACGCAAACAUGAACUUUUGACCAAAGCCCUGCACCUUCUCAAAGCCGGCUGCAGUCCUGCCGUACAGAUGAAGAUCAAGGAGCUGUACAGACGGAGGUUUCCCACGAAGAUGGUUUCUCCCGUGGACCUGGCGCUCCCUGGAGUCCACAGUGCGGCCAGUCUGUCCGCCGGCCUGGCUCAGCUCAGCUCUCCGUCUCCUCUGCUUCCAGUGUCGUUACUGGGACCCAAACAUGAGCUGAGCCUGCCUCACCUCCCGUCUGCUCUGCACCCGGUUCAUCCAGACGUCAAGCUGCAGAGGCUGCCCUUCUACGACCUGUUGGACGAGCUCAUCAAACCCACCAGUUUGGUCUCCGACAGCAGCCAGCGUUUCCAGGAGGCGUGUUACGCUUUCGCUCUGACUCCACAACAAGUGCAACAGAUCAGCAGCUCCAUGGACAUAUCUGGGACCAAAUGUGACUUUGCUGUUCAAGUGCAGUUAAGGUUUUGUUUAUCAGAAACAAGCUGUCCACAGGAGGACCACUUUCCUCCCACUCUUUGUGUCAAAGUAAACGGAAAGCCCUGUAACCUCCCGGGAUAUCUUCCUCCAACCAAAAACGGUGUUGAACCAAAAAGGCCCAGUCGUCCCAUUAACAUCACGUCUCUGGUGCGACUCUCCACCACCGUCCCCAACACCAUCGCGGCGUCCUGGACCUCGGAGAUCGGGAGGAGUUUCUCGAUGGCCGUGUAUAUGGUGCGGCAGCAGACGUCUGCAGUUCUGCUCCAAAGGCUACGAGCCAAAGGGAUCCGGAACCCAGACCACUCCAGGGCCCUCAUCAAAGAGAAACUGACUGCGGAUCCGGAGAGUGAGAUCGCCACCACCAGUCUGCGAGUGUCACUGCUGUGUCCUUUGGGGAAGAUGAGGCUGAUGAUCCCGUGCCGCUCUGUGACCUGUUCACAUCUGCAGUGUUUCGACGCCACGCUUUACAUCCAGAUGAACGAGAAGAAACCCACCUGGGUCUGUCCGGUCUGCGACAAGAAGGCCCCGUAUGAGCACCUCAUCAUCGACGGAUUGUUUAUGGAGAUACUGAGCAGCUGCUCCGACUGCGACGAGAUCCAGUUCAAAGAAGACGGAGGAUGGUGUCCCAUGAGGUCCAAGAGAGAGGUGCAGGAAGUGUCCUCAGGCUGCAACGGCACGGCCACAGGUGUGAUGUCACUUCCUCGGCAGGCAUGGUCCGGACUGCGCCGCGGCUUUCAGCAGGCGUUUGCAGAGGAGUCUGGGAUCAGAUUUGAACAGAUUAGAACGAAGAGCCAGGUCUGGGAGGGUGGAUACAAGGAUUUGGCGAGCUCCACGACACGGCCCGUCACUGAUAAGUCGUGCUGA
This is a messenger RNA of Knipowitschia caucasica, 1488 nucleotides long. NCBI's taxonomy places the organism in Eukaryota, Metazoa, Chordata, Actinopteri, Gobiiformes, Gobiidae. The record is from the annotation of a GenBank genome assembly.